This is a messenger RNA of Corylus avellana, 901 nucleotides long. RefSeq names its product ethylene-responsive transcription factor 3. Gene Ontology annotation, molecular function: DNA-binding transcription factor activity; DNA binding. Lineage: Eukaryota; Viridiplantae; Streptophyta; Magnoliopsida; Fagales; Betulaceae. The record is from RefSeq and is a predicted model, not a curated record. Gene Ontology annotation, biological process: regulation of DNA-templated transcription.
GUUAAUCCAGACUGUCCCCUCCACUAUAAAUACCCUCCAAACCCUAACUCUCACUCUCGCACUAUCAGACUCUCACUUUACCUUUUUUAGGUCCGUACAUCAAGUCCAUGCCUGUUGACGGGCUAAACCUCCGCCGAGACUCCCUCACAUUCGCCGGAGCUCCGUCGGGGACUCCUCCGGCGAAGGGUGAGCGAAGAGAGACGCAUUUCAGAGGCGUGCGCAAGCGGCCCUGGGGGCGGUUCGCGGCGGAGAUCCGAGACCCGUGGAGGAAGACCCGGAAGUGGCUCGGCACCUUCGACACCGCCGUGGAGGCCGCACUCGCCUACGACGAGGCCGCCAUCAGCCUCCGCGGCUCCAAAGCCCGCACCAACUUCGGCCUCCGCGGCCUCUUAGUCUCUCCGCCGGUCGCCGUCGCCGGAACUCCCGGCGAGGUUUUCGGCUUCAGGCCUCUGCCGGACUUCUUUCCCGGGGGAGGUAGUCCGGCGCCGGCGAGGUCGGAGUUCAAAGGGUACGUGAUGGAGAACGCAGACGUGGUAGUGGCCGGGCAGGAGGAAAAGAAGAAAAUGAAGGAGAAACCAUUUCUCUUCGACCUGAAUCAGCCUGCGCCGCUUUUCUGAGCCGCCGGAGACGAGGUUCCCAGUGAGUUCUUCCUCCGGAGAAGAUAUUGCUCUUGUAUUUUUGUUCAUGUUUCGGCAUUUUUUCUUCUUUUUUAAGUUCCUCUUCUAGCAUCGUAGUUUAGUUAGUUAGUCUAUAUCUUAUUCCCCCCCUUAUGUACAGCCAAAAAAAAAAAAAAAAAAAAAACCUUUCUGAUUAUAUUGCAAUUAAGGUUGGGCGGGCUACAGGCUACUGUGAAUUCAAUGAAAAUCCUACCAUGAGAAAAUGCUCUGGAAUUCUAUGACAG